CUCCCAAAACCUCAAAAACCCUAGCAAUGGCGAUUAGGGUUCUUCUCACUAGAUCUCCCAUUCUCUCCAAGUUCCCCAAUAUCCAAACAAACCCAAUUCAAAAAAUCCAAUCUUUUACAAAAACUCCAAAUCUCCCGCCAAAAAUUCCCUCCAGAUUUCAAGAAAAUCCUCAAAUUAAGCACCUGAUACCUGUCUCCAAUCUCCUGCGAAGGUACGGACUCCCUUCAUCUCGCCUUCACGAAUUCCUUCAAAAGAAUCGAUUUUUAUUGAAAUCCAAUCCGUCGGAUAUUGAAAAGUCUCUGGGCAUUCUCCUAUCUUUCAAAUUAUCGCAGAAAUCUCUCGUUUCUAUCCUGAUUUCUUGCCCUAGGGUUUUAGAAUUAGGGUUUCUGAGAAAAUGGGAGAUGGGUUUUUCAGAAUUAGGAUUUCAGAAUGCUACUCCGUCUCUAAUUCAGAAUGUUCUAGAACAAUUUGGACGAUUCCAGAUCGAUCCGGAUGAGUUUUUCCAGAAUUUACGGGUUCUGAAGGAUGCUGGUCUUAGUGAUGAGACUUUAAUCAAGGUUCUAACGGAAUGCCCGCGAUUAGUUAUGGUAAAAGGAUGUGAUCUUGACCAUUGGAUCGAGUUUUUCAAGGGAAUUGGGGUCAGAUGCUAUGAAUUCGAUAGGAUCUGCUAUUUGUUUCCAGGGGUUUUAGGUUUGCGCAUUGAAAAUCAGUUGAGAUCGUUGUUCGAAGAGUUCGAUGAAUUGGGUUUUGGUUGGAUUGAGGUUCGGAAGGCAGUCAUCCGGGACCCACGAGUUCUUAGUAUGGAAGUCGGGGAGCUCUCUUACUACAUUCAAUUUCUUCGAAAUUUGAAAUGUAGGCUACCCAUUAAGGAGAAAAUUACACAUAAUGGCAUUUUUCAAGCAGGCAUGGAAGUGAAAUCCAGAGUCGAUUGCUUGUGCAGACAUGGUUUGAUCCGCAGGGAAGCUUUCAAGGUGUUGCAGAGAGAGCCGAGAACGAUCAUAUAUGAAUUGGAGGAUGUAGAGAAGAAGAUUGAUUUCUUGUUAUAUAGUAUGAGAUUUGGGAUUGAUUGUCUCCUCGAAGUUCCGGAGUAUUUAGGUGUGAAUUUUGAGAAACAGAUAGUUCCUCGGUACAAUGUUAUUGAGUAUCUGAGAUCGAUAGGCGGGCUUGGUUUCGACGUGGGUUUGAAGGGUAUGAUAAGGCCCAGUCGGCUUAAGUUUUACAACCUUUACGUGAAGCCUUAUCCAGAGUGUGAGAAUAUUUUCGGGAGAUUUCCUAGAGAUGUUGAAGUGAGAACGAGACAACCGGUUGGGUUGUGGAAGCUGUUUAAGCCACAAAAAUUCCCUGAUUCAAAAGAGGACUUGAAGAACAUGAAGUCAUUCAUGGAAGCAUUGGUUUAGUGCAGUUGGUUUGACAGACUAGAACAUCCAAUCUUUGCCCAUUCAUUCUCAAUACAAUGUUUUUUUAAAAGCAUCUGAGAUCGAUAGGUGGGUUUGUUUUCUAUGUGGGGUUGAAGGGACUGAUAAGACCGAGUCAGCUUAAGUUUUACAAUCGUUUUGUGAAGCUUAUCUGAGUGUGAGAAGAGUUUUGGGAGAUUUCCGAGAGACGUUUAAGUGAGAACAAGACAUCCAGUUGGGUUGUGGAAGCUGUUCACAUGACAAAAAUUCCCUGAUGUGAAUGAGGACUCGAAGAACAUGAAGUCAUUCAUGGAAGCUUUGGUUUAGUGGAGCUGGUUUUGCAGAUUAGACCAUCCUUGCUUGCACCCGUUAAAUCUUUGGCCUUGCAUCCUCCAUACAUUGUUAUUGACUAUCUGAGAUCAAUUGGCAGACUCGGUUUUUUACGAGGGGUUGAAGGGUCUGAUAUAGCCGAGUCAUCUUAAGUUCUAAAACCUUUUCCUUAAGCCUUACCUGCAAUGUGAGAAGAUUUUCAGGAGAUUUUUGAGAGAUGUCAAGAAGUAGACACUACUUGGAUUGUGGAAGCUGUUUAAGCCUAAAAAAGUCCCUGAUUCGAAAGAGGAUUGGAAGAACAUGAGGUCAUUCAUGGAAGCUUUGGUUUCAUAGAGUGGGUUUUGCAAACUAGAGCAUUCUUUGUUGCUCCCAUUAAAUCUUGGACAAUGCAUCUUGAAAUGAAAGGUUCAGAUGAGAUGGUGGCUUAACCAUGCUACUGGCAAGGGUCCGAACUGCAGAGGAACUUUAUGAUUUUCAUUUGGAAGGAUAUACAUAGCAUCCUUGAAGCCUUGGGGUUUCAGUUUGUACAAGCGGGGUCCAUGUCUAGUGAUCUAGAUUGUUGAUCUGAUGGGCCAGAGCAUGGGCGGAUCAUGACCCGAGAAUCUCCUAGGUUGGAAAAUCCUCGCCAUCCAAGCUUAAGCCAUUUCUGCAUUUCACAACUGUCUAUUUCCAGCUUGAGGUUUGGUGUGCAAGGCUGUAAGUUUAUCAUCACACCGUAGAUUCCUGAGAUUAAUAUGUUGAGAGCUGGGGAGGAAAAAAUGUCAUUUGAUGGGCUACCCUCGGUUUCCAUGGCUUGCUUUUUGGAAUGCAUUCUACGUCAUCUGCUUGUCUCUUGAGAGGCUCAAUUCUUCUGGAUUUGAAGCUAGAAAUGAUCAUGCAGCAUGUGAAGGGAUGCUUGGGGGAAGGUAUUUUGAGUUUCCAAGUACAAGUUCACUCACCGCACAUUCACCCGUCUCCAUAUAAACCAUUACACAGUACAGAUGCCAACUUGGCAAGUUUCUGGGGCAUCUGAGCUAUGGCAUAAGGUGGUCCCCAUUGUGAAAAUGAUCAUUUGCAAAAAUAUGAUGGUCCUCAUUAGGUGGGUUACAUGUGUAUGCUGAAUGUGGACAGUUUGCAAGCGUUUUUUUUUUCCUUCUUCUUUCUUUCUUUCCUUCUUUGUUUUUUUCUUUUAAAUUUCCUUUCUUUUGAAAAGUGGUGGCCCAUCCUAUGCAUUGCUCGUAUAUCCCACUCGCUUGCUAGGGUAGCAUGCAUUCUGCGUAAAGGUGCAUAUGGUGCUAGCAAAUCUCUUUCAAGUUUACGUGGUAAAAAAUGAGUAAGAAUCACCCAUGGUUUAAGUAUCACCUGAGUCAUAUUGGUUUUGGUACGAUAAUGGAAUGAGUCACUAGACUAGGCUGAUGAGACUAAAACAGGACUGAAACCAAUGGUUGGGGCAAGUUUUGGUCCCCAGGUGGCGCUCCAAACCGCUAUUUACACCCCUUGUUCAACAUCUAUAGCUCUUUUCUAGGCAUUGUAUCUUCAUUGUAAAUUUGCACCACUUGUAGAGAAUGGUGUUUCCCCCAUUGUGAACAUUUUCUGGCAUAAAUCUACUAUUGAUUCUUAA
Magnolia sinica is the source of this 3324-nucleotide messenger RNA. Its product is annotated as transcription termination factor MTERF15, mitochondrial. Bases 27 to 1397 code for a protein of 456 amino acids. The record is from RefSeq and is a predicted model, not a curated record. The transcript has a single exon. Lineage: Eukaryota; Viridiplantae; Streptophyta; Magnoliopsida; Magnoliales; Magnoliaceae. Gene Ontology annotation, biological process: regulation of DNA-templated transcription. Gene Ontology annotation, molecular function: double-stranded DNA binding.